Messenger RNA from Rotaria sordida, 920 nucleotides. The record is from the annotation of a GenBank genome assembly. Lineage: Eukaryota; Metazoa; Rotifera; Eurotatoria; Philodinida; Philodinidae.
ACAAUUUCGUAUGACAGAAUAACAUAUAGACAGAAAAUUGUUUGAAUGACAUUCUUUAGUAUGAACAAUAUUUAUUAAGAUCGAAAUAAGUGAUGAGAUGGACUUAAACUUAUAUAUGGAUCGAUAAUACUCAAAGAAACGCAACAAAAAAAAAUCGAUUAGAUCAUGCUGAAAUGAUGCACAACCAGAUUAAACAUAAAAAAUUACGAAAGAAAUCACAACAGUAGUAAACAAACGAUUAAAUAUGGAUAACCAAUGAACAAAGAUAAAGAUUUCUUAAACUAAAGGAAGAGUUUUCUUUGAAUUGGAUAUAUAUAUUCGUAUUACUCAUUUGUCUGGCUUCGUUAAAGAAAGUAAGAGUAUAUAUCGAGAUUCAUUUUAUUUGAUUUAUUGAUUUUUGUUUUCCUUUUAGUUAUGGUCAUUGUAGUAUAGAACAAUGGAUGAAAAAUGUUUUUCCUAAUGGACAUCCAAGUUUUUCAUUAGAUUUAAUGAAACGUUUUUUAACAUUUGAUCCUAAUAAACGUAUAACAGCUGAACAAGCUCUUACUGAUCCUUUUUUAAACAAUCACCAUUACCUCAUCCAGAGUACCGCUUUCCAUGGUAUGGAAAUUCCAUAUGGAAAACGAGAGUUUAUUAUUGAAGACGAAGAACAACAACAACAGCAACAACCAGCUGUUCAACCUGCACCUCCUCUAAUCGAAGAAUCAUCAAUACAAGUAACACAAGAAAAUUGUCAUGCACCUGUUCAUAAGAUGAUUAUUGUACCAGAACAACAUACACAUGUACAUCUUCUUGCUAUGCAAGAAAAUCAUGAACCUAUUGCAAAACGACUUAAAACACAAGAACCACCUUCUUUCUAUGCUCAAAAACCAUUAGUUUCAUCACAAUUGCUCAGUCUUCAUCAGCAACUUCGACGAUAG